AUACUCCUCUUACUCCUAACCCCUUCCCCUUCUCUUCCCUUUCACAUUUUCUCUCUCCAAAUUAGUUUUGUUUCUUUAAAGGGUCUCUUUUUUGACCACCAUCACCACCCUCUCUUUCUUCCCUGCUUCCUCCUAUGUGCUUCUACCUUUCCUAUUUUGUUAUCCCAUCAUUCGUACAUACAUACAUUCAUUGUCUCUCUAUCUCUAUCUCUCUCUCUCUCCUUGCCUGUGCAAAUAAAUUAUUGAUUUUUAGGGGUACUAUAUAAUCUAAACCUUAGCCAUGUUUUUGAUCCAUCAAAACCUCUGAAAAAAAAAACAAAAAAAAACCUCUCUUCUCUGUAUCUUUCUCUCUUUUUUUUGUUUCAAUCAUGGGUGCUUGUCUUUCUGCCACCAAAGUCAGUGGCUCUAACAGCAACACCCAAAACCACACAACCGUCAAUCACAACCGCAGAGAGAGAACAAAAUCACAAACGACGACGACGACGACGACGACGACGGCAACUACGAAGAAACACGAGGCUUCGAGUCAUCAGAGACAGACCAAAGCGAAUGAGAGGAAUUCACAUCAGCUGAGACCCAAAGAAAAACCCGUUUCGAGAAGACAAAGUGGGGUGAUCCCAUGUGGAAAGCGCACCGACUUCGGGUACGCUAAGGAUUUCGACAAUUGUUACACGAUUGGAAAGUUGUUGGGACACGGUCAGUUCGGCUAUACCUAUGUUGCUACCGACAAGUCGAAUGGGGAUCGAGUCGCCGUCAAGAGGAUUGAGAAGAAUAAGAUGGUUCUUCCUAUUGCUGUUGAGGAUGUGAAGCGAGAGGUCAAGAUUUUGCAAGCCCUUACAGGUCACGAGAAUGUUGUUCAGUUUUAUAAUGCAUUUGAGGAUGAGUCUUAUGUGUAUAUAGUAAUGGAGUUAUGUGAGGGUGGUGAAUUGCUGGAUCGGAUAUUGGCCAAGAAGGACAGCCGUUAUUCUGAGAAAGAUGCAGCAGUAGUUGUACGGCAGAUGCUCAAAGUUGCAGCUGAGUGUCAUUUACAUGGAUUGGUACAUCGAGACAUGAAACCAGAGAAUUUUCUUUUUAAGUCGACUAGAGUGGAUUCAGCUUUGAAAGCCACAGAUUUUGGUUUGUCAGAUUUCAUUAAGCCAGGAAAGAAGUUUCAAGAUAUUGUUGGCAGCGCUUAUUAUGUCGCUCCUGAAGUAUUGAAACGCAAGUCUGGGCCUGAAUCAGAUGUCUGGAGUAUUGGUGUGAUUACCUACAUUUUGCUCUGUGGGAGGCGCCCCUUCUGGGAUAAGACUGAAGAUGGUAUAUUUAAGGAGGUCUUAAGAAACAAGCCUGAUUUUCGCCGCAAACCAUGGCCAACCAUAAGCAACAGUGCUAAAGAUUUUGUAAAGAAGUUACUGGUGAAGGAUCCUCGGGCAAGACUAACUGCUGCCCAGGCCCUAUCACACCCAUGGGUUAGAGAAGGAGGUGACGCAUCAGAGAUCCCUAUUGAUAUAUCUGUUCUUAAUAAUAUGCGACAAUUUGUGAAAUACAGUCGGUUGAAACAGUUUGCUUUAAGGGCAUUGGCUAGCACAAUUGAUGAUGAGGAGCUUGCCGAUCUCAAGGAUCAAUUUUCUGCUAUUGAUGUGGACAAAAAUGGUGCUAUUAGUCUAGAAGAAAUGAGACAGGCCCUUGCUAAAGAUCUCCCUUGGAAGAUGAAAGAACCACGUGUCUUAGAGAUUCUGCAAGCGAUUGACAGCAACACAGAUGGCCUUGUUGAUUUCACGGAGUUCGUGGCAGCUGCUCUACAUGUGCAUCAAUUAGAGGAGCACGACUCUGAGAAGUGGCACCAGCGGUCUCAAGCUGCAUUUGAGAAGUUUGACAUAGAUAAAGAUGGUUUUAUUACUCCAGAGGAACUGAGACUGCACACGGGCUUAAGGGGCUCCAUUGACCCACUUCUUGAGGAAGCCGAUAUUGACAAAGAUGGGAAGAUAAGUCUAUCAGAAUUCCGUAGACUUUUAAGAACUGCAAGCAUUAGUUCACGAAAUGUGAGUAGCCCUUCCGUGCACCGGAAUUCCCAGAAGAAGUAGAUUGGAACUGGAGUUUUGAAGAUUGAGAGAAGUGAUAGAGGUUAAGAGAGGUGGAGUUCCUUUUUCUUAGAUUUUUUUAAUUAAAAAUUCUACUCAAUCAUAGAGAUGCCCUCAUCUACUUCUAUCACUAUCCUGUGGAGCUCCUUAAACUCGAGUAUUAUAUGAUAGGAUUCUGGAUAGGUUUGUGAAUACAAUUCAUCCAGAAUUGUUUGAUAUGAGUUGGUGUGGAUCUGCAUGACAGAUGGCUCCAGGUAUGUUGGUUAAACUGGUCUACAUCCUUUUGGAGUAUUCGGAAUUUCUUGUUCAUUCCCUACAAAUUGUAACGUGUGACUAUAAAUAAAUUGUUAAUGAAAAUUAUUGGAUUAGGAUUCA
Messenger RNA from Quercus robur (English oak), 2435 nucleotides. Its product is annotated as calcium-dependent protein kinase 28-like. The record is from RefSeq and is a predicted model, not a curated record. The transcript has 12 exons. Gene Ontology annotation, cellular component: nucleus; cytoplasm. The coding region runs from base 369 to 2063 and encodes 564 amino acids. NCBI's taxonomy places the organism in Eukaryota, Viridiplantae, Streptophyta, Magnoliopsida, Fagales, Fagaceae. Gene Ontology annotation, molecular function: ATP binding; calcium-dependent protein serine/threonine kinase activity; calmodulin binding. Gene Ontology annotation, biological process: peptidyl-serine phosphorylation; protein autophosphorylation; intracellular signal transduction.